CACCGAAUUGUAACUUUUAACACGGAACCGGUUCCGGGUUUGCCAUUGGUUCUAAUCGGCAGAGGCGCGCCUAUUUUUCAAAAUCCCGGAAAGCGUCGAUGCCGACGUACACACACCGGUCACGACCAGGCGAGAGGCCCGAGGCAUACCACAGCAGACGCGAUAAACCCACACCAUGAACAACAACGCCGUAGCAGCGGCAGGCCGGCCAUCUAGCGCGAAAUCGUUGCCUCUGAGACUGCAGGAUGCAGGUGAAAGUGGUGCUGCUGCUGGGCAUGGGGUCGCCCAGACCGCGCCUGCUGGCGCGGCACAGCGGGCACCGAGCGGCAUGGCCCGCCAGGCCGUUCACAGCAGGGUUACCCCCCAUACCGGUACACAACAGGGGGUGCCACCUGGCGCGGUGAUGAUGCCGGGCUUCUCGGACGACGCUGAUCGGCAAGCUCGUCAGGCGGCCUUAGUAAAGGUUCUCAACGACAAGCGAUUUGGCGACGCCCCGCAAAAAAAUUGGACCGAGUCGGAGAGCGGCGACGACGACGACGAGGGGGGGGGCAGCCCGACGUCAAGUGGCAGCAGUAAUGUGUCGGUAGAGGACAGUUCAGCUCUGUCGGACAUUGGCUCACAGUCGGGAGAUGUCGUGUUCGAAAAGGAAAUUCGGGAAGCAAUGACCGGGGGAGGGGGAGCGGGCACGAGGACCACAAACCAAGGCAAGCGGAAGGCGAGCGCCGGCGGCAGCGUCGUAGGGAAGAAUAAAGCAGCAGCAUCCCAUCACGCGAGUGCCAAAAAAGCCCGGGGCAAGGACUACCCACACUGGGCCACACACUUUCUAAAGCGGAUAUGCGCGCACCGCAAGAUCCCGAGGAUGUCGCAGAAGACCAAGGAUGUCCUGGUGGCGACCCUGCGACCUCUCGACGCCAACAUGAAACGGCCAUCGACGCACUUCGACGACCUCGAUGCUAUCGCAGCCAGCAAACCUGGACACGGCAGCGAGCAGGAGGAGGGGGAGGAGGAGGGAGCCAUCCCUGCGAGAACGCUGCUUAUGUUUCGAGGUGUUGUCAACAUGGUCGCCCUAGCACGUGACAGAACUGGGCCGUUUACAGUCGAGGGUGUGGACUACAGUGUGGCGGACCUUUACGACGCCAUGGAGAAGGAAGACAAGCCGGAACUGGAGGAUUCUGCCGGCGGGAGUUCGUCGACGAGUGGUGCAGCUGUACCGGACGGGGGUGGAUCCGCCGAAGGGAGUGGCAGCAUCACGGAGCGCAAGGGCCCACACUGCAUGAUGCGGCUCGUUGGGAUCCUGUGCGAAGACUCCAUCCGCCCACUUGUCAUCAACAGCCGCUUGCAGGCGACCCGGCAGGAGCUGGACACCUCAGCAGUUGGGCCGCGGAGACAUUUGUGGACAGAGGUCACCGACCGCUUCCGAGACCCUCGACACAAUGUGCGUGCUGGGGGUAGGGGGUUGAUUAGUACGGAUCGGUCGAGAACGUUGUACAAAAACAGCAGUCGGAGUGCAUUUUAA
Molecule: messenger RNA, 1516 nt
Organism: Ectocarpus sp. CCAP 1310/34
Lineage: Eukaryota; Phaeophyceae; Ectocarpales; Ectocarpaceae
Source: the annotation of a GenBank genome assembly